AUGGAGCCACGGGGGCUCGGGAAGGCGGAGCCAGGUCGCGCGCGGUCAGACUCUGAGCUGGGCCCCACCUACCUGGUCGGUCCGGUCAUCAGCCCCGUCCGAGUCAUAGGCGGGGAGCUCUACCUGGACCUGCUGUCCCAGCCCUGCCGCGCCAUCUACCUCUUCGCCGAGAAGAAUGGCAUCCCCUUCCAGCUGCGAACCGUGGAUCUGCUCUAAGGACAGCAUUUGAACAAGAAGUUCUUCCAAGUUAACAGCCUGCAGAAGGUGCCUGUCCUCAAAGACGGGGACUUCCUCCUGACCGAAAGCUCAGCCAUCCUGAUUUACCAGAGUUAUAAGUGCCAGGUGGCAGACCACUGGUACCCACCUGACCUGCAGGCCUCUGCCCGAAUCCAUGAGUACCUGGGCUGGCAUGCUGACAACAUCCUUGACACCUUUGGUGUGACCCUGUGGACCUGGAUGAUCACACCACUCAUGGGGACCCAGGUGCCUGAGGAGAAGAUAGAAUGAAAUAAGACCAGUGUGGCCUGGGCUCUGCAGCCGGAAGAGAAGUUCUUGGGGAACAAGGCCUUCCUCAUGGGCCAGCAGGUGACGCUGGCUGAUCUCAUGUCACUGGAGGAGAUGAUGCAGCCCAUGGGGGGCGAUCAUAAUGUCUUCCUCAGCAGCUCCAAGCUGGUGGAGUGGCGCAUGCGGGUGGAGCUGUACAUCGGCUCUGGCCUCUUCUGGGAGGCCCAUGACCGGUUGGUGAAGUUAGCAGAGUGGGAUGUCUCGACAUUGGAUCCAGUGGUCAAGGAGAGGAUCUGCAAAUUUCUGGAGACUUACAAGUGACCCAGAGGCAGCGCAUCCUCCAGAGCCCAACUGACUCAGCCCUCUGAGCCGCCUUCCUUGGGGGAGACACUAAAAAACAAUUUUGUUCUUUUAUCUAAUAAAGAACUGGAACAAC
This is a messenger RNA of Heterocephalus glaber (naked mole-rat), 940 nucleotides long. The record is from RefSeq and is a predicted model, not a curated record. Lineage: Eukaryota; Metazoa; Chordata; Mammalia; Rodentia; Bathyergidae.